AUGUCUUUCCUCUUCGGUGAACAUGUCAUCACCCACGACGGCGAGUACUUCUGCCGUCUCUGCCAACACCAGUACCCCUCCUACGACGCCAUCUGCUCGCACUGCCAAGCCGCCUCGCACCAUUCGUGGUGCCAGGCCUGCGAGUUGGUGUUCCCAGACGAGACAGAGCUCUGGGAACACCUGGAGGACCCAAGGUACCACAAUCUCUGUCUACAUUGCGACGGCAAGGUCGACUUCUCCGAUGAGGAGCAGCUCGAUGCUCACCGGGCGGAAGCCCAUUUCUGGUGCCCGGGGUGCGACCUCACCUGCGCAUCGAAGAGGAGCCUGAACACGCACCUCAUCUAUGAGCAUGCUGCCUGCGAGUACUGCUUCGAAUGCUUCGAGGACAUGGAGCUCUGCCGCGAUCACAUGAGAACCCAUGUCCCGGAUGAGUACCGGUGCCCUGGAUGCGGUGACAAAGACGAGGUUUUCUCGACCACCAUCCAGCACCUGGAGUCGAGCAGUGACUGUGGCGGCUACCAGCAAGUGAUGCGCCUUGUGAAGGCAACGCCUAGCUUCCGGGAUUUCUACAUCCACUCCGGUUCGGGAUUCGACUUCUACUGCAAGAGUUGCCUGCGCCGCUGGUCUACCCUUAGUGAGCUUGCCCUCCAUCUGGAGGGUGCCAAUGACUGUGGGUGGCUCCUGGACCCGGAUGAGGCAUUUUCAUCCUUGCGACAACUUCUCGGUCGACGCCGCCGGCAAGACUUGCCUACGCAGCAGUAG
Molecule: messenger RNA, 762 nt
Organism: Penicillium cataractarum
Lineage: Eukaryota; Fungi; Ascomycota; Eurotiomycetes; Eurotiales; Aspergillaceae
Product: C2H2 finger domain-containing protein
Exons: 2
Coding region: 1-762 (253 amino acids)
Source: RefSeq, a predicted model, not a curated record